Molecule: messenger RNA, 4139 nt
Organism: Vigna umbellata (rice bean)
Lineage: Eukaryota; Viridiplantae; Streptophyta; Magnoliopsida; Fabales; Fabaceae
Product: ABC transporter B family member 11-like
Biological process (GO): oligopeptide export from mitochondrion
Cellular component (GO): mitochondrial inner membrane
Molecular function (GO): ATP hydrolysis activity; ABC-type oligopeptide transporter activity; ATP binding
Source: RefSeq, a predicted model, not a curated record
GAAACACCAUUUUAUUUUUUAAUUGUUUCUUUCGCUUAUUCUUCUUUUGUUGCUUUCUACGGCUAGUUUUCUUUCCGGCUCACAAAUUGCUUCAGCUUCUUCUCCAAAAAGCUGUUUUAGGCUUACAAUCAUUGGUAAAGAGGCUUGUAAGCAAAAGGAGUCUUUUUCUGUUGAAAUGGAAGGGAAUACCAGUUUGAACGAAGUUACUAGCAACAAUCAAGAAUCAUCCAGGAAGUCUAAAGAUGAACCCGUCAAAACAGUACCAUUAUACAAGCUUUUCUCAUUUGCCGAUUCUUUGGAUCACUUGUUGAUGUUGGUGGGCACUGUGGGCGCCGUGGGGAAUGGAAUCUCCAUGCCCUUGAUGACUUUGAUAUUUGGGAGCAUGAUCAAUGCAUUUGGGGGAUCCAGUACCACGGCCGAAGUUGUUGAUGAAGUUUCCGAGGUGUCUCUGAAAUUUGUAUACUUGGCUGUGGGUACCUUUGCUGCAUCACUUUUGCAGUUGGCAUGCUGGAUGAUCACGGGAGAAAGACAAGCUGCAAGAAUUAGAGGCUUAUACCUUCAAACAAUUCUGAGGCAAGAUGUAACCUUCUUUGAUAAAGAGACUAACACUGGAGAGGUUAUUGGAAGGAUGUCAGGUGAUACUGUUCUAAUUCAAGAUGCCAUGGGUGAGAAGGUGGGACAGUUUAUUCAGUUAAUGGCAACUUUCAUUGGAGGGUUUGUUGUAUCGUUCAUCAAGGGGUGGCUUCUAACUGUUGUCAUGCUAUCUAGUAUUCCACUUCUUGUCUUGUCCGGGGCUCUGAUGAGCCUGGUUAUUACAAAAGCGUCAUCCAGGGGACAAACUGCUUAUUCCAAAGCUUCAAGUGUUGUAGAGCAGACAAUUGGCUCUAUCCGGACUGUUGCAUCAUUCACUGGGGAGAGGCUAGCAAUAGCUAAAUACAAUCAGUCCUUGAUCAAGGCUUACGUCAAUGGAGUGCACGAGGCAGUAGCUUCUGGUUUGGGUUUUGGGGUCCUAUACUUUGUCUUUAUAUGCAGCUACGCUUUGGGCAUUUGGUUUGGCGCGAAAAUGAUCAUCGAGAAAGGAUACACAGGAGGAGAGGUUGUGACUGUUAUAUUUGCUGUAUUGACUGGCUCCAUGUCUCUAGGGCAGGCAUCUCCAAGCUUGAGUGCUUUUGCUGCAGGACAAGCUGCAGCCUUUAAGAUGUUUGAAACAAUUGAAAGGAAGCCAUUAAUCGAUGCCUAUGACACUAAUGGUCGGAAGCUUGAAGACAUUCGUGGCGACAUAGAGCUUAGGGAAGUCUGCUUUAGUUAUCCUACGAGACCUGAUGAACUAAUAUUCAAUGGAUUUUCGCUUUCAAUACCGAGUGGCACUACUGCAGCUUUGGUGGGACAAAGUGGGAGUGGGAAAUCCACAGUUGUUAGUUUGAUAGAGAGAUUUUAUGAUCCACAUUCCGGUGCAGUACUUAUUGAUGGUAUCAAUCUCAAAGAAUUUCAACUGAAAUGGAUCAGACAGAAAAUUGGCCUGGUCAGCCAGGAACCCGUUCUCUUUACUUGUAGCAUUAAAGAGAAUAUUGCCUAUGGCAAGGAUGGAGCAACCGAUGAAGAAAUCAGAGCUGCCGCAGAACUUGCUAAUGCUGCCAAAUUUAUAGACAAACUACCUCAGGGACUAGAUACAAUGGUUGGUGAGCAUGGAACUCAGCUCUCUGGGGGUCAAAAGCAGAGAGUGGCGAUAGCAAGAGCGAUUUUGAAAGACCCAAGAAUCCUACUUCUGGACGAAGCUACAAGUGCCCUUGAUGCUGAAUCUGAGAGAAUUGUACAAGAGGCAUUGGACAGAAUAAUGAUAAACAGAACAACUGUCAUUGUUGCCCACCGUUUGAGUACUAUAAGGAAUGCGGAUACCAUUGCUGUUAUCCAUCAAGGAAAAAUAGUUUAAAGAGGUUCACACGAUGAGCUCACCAAGGAUCCCGAAGGAGCCUAUAGCCAGCUCAUCAGACUACAAGAAAUUAAGAAUUCAGAACAGAACGCAGAAGACAGAGAAAAACAAGAGAGUAUAUCGCAGUCUGGAAGACUUUCAAGUAAAAGGUCUUCUUUGUUGCGAUCUAUAAGCCUAGAGUCAAUGGGAGUUGGAAACAGUGGUCGUCGUUCACUCUCAGCAUCAUUUGGUCUGCCCACAUCUGCUGGCUUUAUAGAACCCGUCGGUGAGGGUCCCCAAGAUCAUCCUACAACAUCUCGUUUACUACCAGAAGUGCCUCUUCGUCGCCUGGGUUACCUAAACAAGCCAGAAUUUCCAGUGUUACUGAUGGGGAUUGUAGCUGCAAUGAUAGCUGGAGCAAUCUUACCUGUUUUUGGACUGUUACUCUCCAAAAUGAUAGAUAUUUUCUAUGAACCACAUGAUGAACUUCGUAAAGAUUCAAAAAUUUGGGCAUUAGUAUUUGUUGCGGUCGGUGUGGUAUCACUCCUGGUUUAUCCAGCUAGAUUCUACCUUUUUGGUGUUGCUGGUGGUAAGUUGAUCCAGAGGAUCCGGAAAGCAUGUUUUGAGAAAGUAGUUCACAUGGAGGUAAGUUGGUUUGAUGAAGCUGAGAAUUCGAGUGGAGCAGUUGGAGCAAGGCUCUCAACUGAUGCAGCUUCCGUCAGAGCAUUGGUUGGGGAUGCACUUGGUUUGCUGGUUCAGAAUAUUGCCUCAGCAAUAACUGGAUUGGUAAUUGCCUUUGAAUCAAGCUGGCAGCUUGCUCUUAUAAUCCUUGCUAUGGUGCCUCUACUUGGACUAAACGGAUUUUUUCAAGUCAAGUUCUUGAAAGGAUUCAGUGCAGAUUCAAAGAGAAUGUACGAGGAAGCAAGUCAAGUGGCGAAUGAUGCUGUGGGGAGUAUAAGAACAGUUGCUUCUUUCUGUGCUGAAGAGAAGGUGAUGGAUUUAUACCGGGGAAAAUGUGAAGGGCCAAUUAAGACGGGGAUAAGGCAAGGGAUAAUCAGUGGAGUUAGCUUUGGAAUAUCAUUCUUUGUGCUGUACGCAGUUUAUGCAGCAAGUUUUUAUGCCGGAGCUCGACUGGUAGAGGAUGGCAAAACAUCAUUCACAGAUGUUUUCCGGGUUUUUUUUGCUCUCAGUUUUGCAGCAAUAGGAAUCUCUCAAUCUGGCUCUUUGGUUCCUGAUUCAGCCAAAGCAAAAACUGCUGCUGCUUCCAUAUUUGCCAUCAUUGACCGAAAGUCACAAAUAGACUCAAGUGAUGACUCUGGAAUAACAUUGGAAGAAGUGAAGGGAGAGAUUGAGCUUAAGCAUGUCAGUUUCAAGUAUCCUACAAGACCCGAUGUUCAGAUAUUCAGAGAUCUUAGUUUGACCAUUCACAGCGGCAAGACAGUUGCACUGGUCGGAGAAAGCGGAAGUGGAAAAUCAACAGUGGUGUCAUUGUUACAAAGAUUCUAUGAUCCAGACUCAGGUCACAUUACACUGGACGGAAAGGAAAUUCAAAGCAUGCAAGUUAAAUGGCUAAGACAGCAGAUGGGUCUGGUGAGCCAAGAGCCUGUGCUGUUUAAUGACACCAUCCGAGCCAAUAUUGCAUAUGGCAAAGGAGACGCAACAGAGGCAGAAAUCAUAGCUGCAGCAGAAUUGGCAAACGCCCACAAGUUCAUAAGUAGUUUGCAGAAGGGUUAUGACACGGUGGUAGGUGAGAGAGGAGUUCAGUUAUCUGGGGGACAAAAGCAGCGAGUGGCAAUAGCACGAGCUAUAGUAAAGAAUCCAAAAAUAUUACUGCUAGAUGAAGCCACAAGUGCACUUGAUGCUGAGUCUGAGAAAGUGGUUCAGGAUGCACUUGACCGUGUGAUGGUGGACCGAACCACAAUAGUAGUGGCUCAUAGGUUAUCCACUAUUAAGGGUGCUGAUUUAAUCGCUGUGGUUAAGAAUGGAGUGAUAGCAGAGAAGGGAAAGCAUGAAGCAUUACUGAAGAAGGGUGGUGACUAUGCUUCUUUAGUUGCAUUGCACACAAAUGCUUCUACUUCUUAGUCCCCUUCCAACCAAAUUUUUGUCCUACUCUCUCAUACCUUUAUUUAUAUAUGUCAUAGUAUGUAAGAUAAUUUCCUUUCAUCUCUUUUUUUCUUCAGAAAUUGUUCUUGUAACUCAUUUAUAUCACUUUACAUUAAUAUAUCUUUCA